GGAUACCAAGAAAGAGAGAAUUCAGUUAGAAGGUCAUAUUGCCAGCCCCCAGUCAGUCAAACUAGAGAGGACAGUCAGAUGAUGACAUCUAAAACUUCCAACAACAUGAUGCGCAGGUGGUCUGGUCAAGAAUACAAAAGUAAGAUUCACAGUGAUGGAAAAUGCUACUACUUAUCAUUGGCCUCUUUCAAAGGACAAGAAGACAUCAAAAUGUGCCUGGAUGUGGGCCUGAAAUCUAUGAUCGAUCAGCUUAUGCAGCAAGUGAAACAUUACAGUUUGGAGACUAUAGUCUCAAAUAUUUCAGCUAUAUCAGAGAAAUUCGAGACUCGCUUGGUGAAAUUGCAAAAUGACCUCCACAUGGAUUUCUGCAAAGAAAUACAGACAU
Messenger RNA from Striga hermonthica, 385 nucleotides. Lineage: Eukaryota; Viridiplantae; Streptophyta; Magnoliopsida; Lamiales; Orobanchaceae. The record is from the annotation of a GenBank genome assembly.